CUACCAUAAAAAUAAAGGCUGGAAUGCCUGCAGUCAAAAUAAAAGCUAAGAGAACAGAACGGUCACAUAAAGGUUGAAGGCGCUGCAAGGCAAAGUCGCUGAUUUAGUCUCCAGUUUUGAGCUUCUGAGCUUAUUCUUCGCAGUCGCAGGGAGAAGUAUGGCUGGAGGAGGAUUUGUGGUGGAUGGCCCUGCCACGGAUUACGGCGGGAGGGUAACGGCAUCCGUGAUCAUCACCUGCUUGAUGGCAGCAUCUGGCGGUCUAAUUUUCGGGUACGACAUCGGAAUUUCAGGUGGCGUGACGACGAUGGAGUCAUUCCUUAAACCGUUCUUUCCGAAGGUUUGGAGGAGGAUGGGUGAGGCGAAGCAGGACGAGUUCUGCCUCUAUGACAGCCAGGUUCUCACUGCGUUCACUUCGUCUUUGUACAUCGCGGGGCUGGUUGCGUCGCUGGUGGCCGGCCGCCUCACCAAGGCGGUGGGACGGCAGGCCGUCAUGCUGCUGGGCGGGCUCACCUUCUUCCUUGGAGCGGCCAUCAACGCGGCGGCCGUCAACAUCGCGAUGCUCAUCCUGGGCCGCAUGUUGCUCGGGUUUGGCAUCGGCUUCACCAAUCAGGCCGCUCCGGUGUACCUAGCGGAGGUGGCCCCACCAAGGUGGCGGGGGGUCUUCACCACCGGCUUCCAGUUCUUCAUCGCCAUCGGCGUGGUGGCCGCCAACUUCACCAACUACGGCACGGUCCGCAUCCCCCGCUGGGGCUGGCGCCUCUCCCUCGGCCUCGCCGCCGUCCCGGCCUCCGCCAUUUUCCUCGGCGCCCUCCUCAUUCCCGACACACCCAGCAGCCUCGUCCAGCGCGGCAAACUCGACCGCGCCCGCGCCGCGCUCCGCCGCGUCCGCGGCCCGUCGGCCGACGUCGAGGCCGAGCUCAAGGACAUCGUCCGGAACGUCGAGGACUCCAUGAAGAGCGAGGAGGGGGCCUUCCGGAGGAUCCUGAGGAGGGAGUACCGGCCGCAUCUGGUGAUGGCGGUGGCGAUACCGACGUUUCAGCAGCUGACGGGGAUCAUCGUGAUAGCCUUCUUCUCGCCCGUGCUGUUCCGGACGGUGGGGUUCGGCAGCAACGCGGCCCUCCUGGGGGCGGUCAUCCUCGGGGCGGUCAACGUGGGGUCCAUCCUGGUGUCGACGCUUGCGGUGGACCGUUUCGGACGCAAGUUCCUCUUCAUGGUUGGUGGGGUCCAGAUGAUUCUUUGUCAGGUGGCUGUGUCCUGGAUUCUUGGAGCCAAAACGGGGCAGGAAGGCAACGCCACCUUGGCCAGGGGCUACGCGUUGGCCGUGCUGGUGCUGAUGUGCGCCUUCUCGGCGGGGUUUGGGUGGUCAUGGGGGCCUCUACUCUGGAUCAUUCCGAGCGAGAUCUUUCCGGUGGAGAUCCGGUCGGCUGGGCAGAGCAUCAGCGUGGCCAUCAACCUCGGCCUUACCUUCGUCCAGACGCAGACCUUCCUCGCCAUGCUCUGCCGCUUCAAGCACGGCACCUUCGCUUACUUCGCCGCCUGGGACGCAGUCAUGACGGCAUUUAUCGCCGUGUUCCUCCCUGAGACCCGAGGGGUCCCUCUCGAAUUGAUGCGUUCGGUGUGGGAGAGCCACUGGUACUGGAGCCGGUUCCUGAAAUAUGGGGAGGACGAGAAGCAUGCAGACCAGCGUGCUUGAACUACGAUGGGGAUGUUACUAGGAGCAGCCAGAGUCGGUCAUGCUGUAUAACUCGAGUCAUCAACGGGUUUAGAUGUUCUCAGAAAAGUCCUUUUUUUUAUUUUCUCUUAAU
Molecule: messenger RNA, 1805 nt
Organism: Elaeis guineensis (African oil palm)
Lineage: Eukaryota; Viridiplantae; Streptophyta; Magnoliopsida; Arecales; Arecaceae
Product: sugar transport protein MST1
Biological process (GO): monosaccharide transmembrane transport
Cellular component (GO): membrane
Molecular function (GO): monosaccharide transmembrane transporter activity
Source: RefSeq, a predicted model, not a curated record